AUGGACCCUUCCGGCACGCUCUGGCAGUUUCUCCUGCAGCUGCUGGAGGAGCAGAGCCACCGACACCUCAUCUCCUGGACCUCCAAUGAUGGCGAGUUCAAACUCUUGGAUGCGGAGGAGGUGGCGCGACUCUGGGGCCUGCGGAAAAAAACAAGACCAACAUGAACUACGACAAGCUAAGCCGAGCUUUGAGAUACUACUAUGAUAAGAACAUUAUCAAGAAAGUCAGUGGGCAAAAGUUUGUGUACAAGUUCGUGUGUUAUCCGGAUCCCUGCAGUGGAGAGGCCUCUAAGGAUGAUGGAAAAAGUAGGGAGUCUGUGAAUGAACUGGUCCAAUCGCUCAAGCCUGGAGACAGCUCCCCGUACAUCCCUAAGAUGGCGAGGAGUAGCCCCAAGACCAGCCGCAAUGAGUACAUGCGAUCCGGCCUGUAUUCCACCUUCACUAUCCAAUCUCUGCAGGCCCCACCCACCACACAUCCCAGGACUAGCAAAUUGGAAGCUUUGCCUCCAGCUGAAGCUCCUCCCCUGCAGGAGGUCAGGAGUCAGAGCACUGACAUUCCACAGUAUGAGUCCAUGGAUCAGAGUGACGCCGAUCUUUCCUUGGAAGUCAACAUCCACAGCAGCAAAGAACUUCAGCUACAUGUCACAGUGGAUCCCCCAACUCCUGAUAUCAAAGUGGAGGAUCCUCUUGAAGAUGCAUCUACCGAUGUGGAAGACCUCUCCGAACCUCAGGUCUUUCUUGCAUCUCUACCUGAGAUAAAGACUAUUAGCUCAGAGCAGCCACUGGCUCAGGAGAUCUUGGUGGUCAUCAAUUCUCCAGAGAAAGAGGAAGUGAAAGCUAAGGAUGAUCUCCAGGAAGGAGAGAAGAAAGAGGAGGCACCUCCAGCAAACCCACCACAGGAAGGACAUCCCGUAAAAGGGAAGAAGCCAAAAGACCUGGAAAUCCCCUUCUCUACUGUGAUUGGACAAGAAAAGAUGAAUGCUGCUGUUAAUUCUUUGUUUGGCUCCUGGGAGUGCAUCCUCGGUUAUCACUUCUCAUUCACUGACUCCUCUGCUGCUUACCCCAAGCUCCCUGCCUCCUUCUAUCCACUUCUGGAGUACACUCAGCCCAAUAGCUCCCCGAAGUCCAGCCAAGCUGUCCUUCCAGUUCCCAACCAAUGGAAACAGCCAGAUCCAUGUUCCAACUCUCAGUGUUGAUGGGCUGUCCACCCCUGUUGUGCUAUCUCCUGGACCUCAGAAGCCAUAA
Molecule: messenger RNA, 1245 nt
Organism: Staurois parvus
Lineage: Eukaryota; Metazoa; Chordata; Amphibia; Anura; Ranidae
Source: the annotation of a GenBank genome assembly